GUCGUCGAGAGCAUCACCUUUUCUAACCACAUCCACAACCGUCUUUGCUACAAACAACUCUCAUCUCCACUCUUUUCUACAAACAACUCUCAUCUCCACUGCUACUCCUUACUUUACCUUCAAACACUCCUCUCCCCCACCCACAAUACCCCCACCCAGAAUACCUAAGAUGUCAUCUGACAUCCCCGAGAUGGUUCGCUCGUGUUCUGUGGCUGCGACUUGCGGCAGGCCAUCGAACAUCGACGACCAAGUCAAGCUGCCGAGGAAGCAUCACAAGUACUCGGCACUUCCGGUGUCGGCAUUGGGAGCUUCGUGGCACGCAUCGCGACCCGACGAGGCGCAGAUGAACCCGAUCGAUAAUGCGAACGGCAAAGCCAACAGCAAGAAGACUGGCAAGGCCAGUGACAAGACGACGACUGACGGGCACUCACUGUUGACUUCGACUCUUGUGGAUCUUACCUCAAGAUUGGAAUACUACCAGAAGACGGCCACUCCAGUCGCUGCUGCCUCGAGCGAUAACCCGACCAACGUCAGCCCUAAUAUCCUUUCGAGUUUUUCCAUGAGUGACCAUCAAAUUCUCGAUACCAACCCCAGCAGGGCUAUUGGUGAAAACGCCUUCAAUCUCGGCUUCCGCUCCGGUCGAGUAUACCAAGGAGCCUACCAGCACGGCUACCACAAAGGUUUUAUUGAUGGUCUUGGCAUGGCCAUCGUUAACCUCGAGAACAUCAUCCGUCAGCAGACCGAGAAGGCCGAUCUCAAGGAGACUGAAGAAGGACGUUACAAGAAGGACAAACUCAAGAAGGUUGAAGGACACACCGAUAAACCCCACAUCAAGGAAGCCGACGGAGGAGACGAGCGCCGUACCGAUGUGCCUCGCGAAACGUUGAGAAGGUAAAUACCAGCAGACACUAAGCUUUGAUUCUAUGUUGCUAGAAUCAUCGCGAGAAAUGACGCACCUUUCUCUGUUUCUUGACAGCAUGGUUCGAUUUGAACGAAUAAAAAUUACUUUGGG
This is a messenger RNA of Tricharina praecox, 1012 nucleotides long. RefSeq lists its product as uncharacterized. The coding region runs from base 170 to 895 and encodes 241 amino acids. The transcript is spliced from 2 exons. The record is from RefSeq and is a predicted model, not a curated record. NCBI's taxonomy places the organism in Eukaryota, Fungi, Ascomycota, Pezizomycetes, Pezizales, Pyronemataceae.